AAACAGUAUUUUCUUUAAUUCCCCUCAAAUUAUCUAGUAUCUGAUUGAUUAGCAUAUUAUGCUAAAUGUAUAUAUGCAUUCAUGUCAUAGCUUUGUACUAUAACCGGACAGAAAUUAAUGUGAUUCAGACCAUAUCAAUUAUUUAUUCAGAACUAGCACUUUCAUCAACUUUCGUGUCAAUGGCAGGCUAUUGUGUCAUUCGUUCAUAGGCCUAACUUUGCCGUCAUCCCAUGCGAAAGCUUUGGAAUUUGUAGACACGCCCCUAGUCUUUUUUUCAAGAUUCUUUUAAGGAAUUUCCACAGACCACUCUGUCUGCGCUGACUGCGGUCAGAGGAACUGCUUUAAAAAACAUCUACCAGCUUUGUGGAAAAGAGAGAUCUGUUGCGUUACAGUAGUAGACAAAGAAAGAAAAUGGAAGAGGAGAUUGCUGGAGGGACCACCCACAGGGUUCCAGUGGACCCAGAUCCCCAGAAAGAGAGCCCCGAGGAUGGGAUUCAAGAGAGGGGCAAGUGGGCCAACAAAACUGAAUUCCUACUUUCCAUGGCUGGUGAAAUCAUUGGCCUGGGCAACGUAUGGCGCUUCCCUUAUCUGUGCUAUAAAAAUGGAGGAGGUGUCUUCUUCAUCCCCUACUUUGUGUUCCUCUUCUUCUGUGGUAUCCCCGUGUUCUUCCUGGAGACGGCGUUGGGGCAGUACACCAGUCAGGGGGGGAUCACAUCCUGGAGGAAGAUUUGUCCCAUGUUUGAGGGAGUUGGAAUUGCCUCUCAAGUGAUUGUGGCAUAUCUGAACAUCUAUUACAUCGUGGUGCUGGCCUGGGGUCUGUUCUACCUCUUCAACUCCUUCCAGAGUCCACUGCCCUGGUCCACCUGUGACAACUACUGGAAUACUGAGAACUGUCACAGCUACGUGAACUUUAACCUGUCGGACUCAGACUGGUCAUUUCUUUACAAUCAGACGGAAGAUAAUAAUGACUACGUGUUCAGUAAUGAGAGCUUGAAAAUCACAUCUCCAGAGGAAGAGUUUUGGGCUUGUCGGGUGUUGAGGACAACAAAUAUGUCUCUGGGUGCUGUGCAGUGGGAUCUGGCUCUCUGCCUGCUGCUGGCUUGGAUCAUCUGCUACUUCUGCAUCUGGAAGGGGGUCAAAUCUACUGGCAAGGUGGUGUACUUCACAGCAACGUUCCCCUACCUGAUGCUCAUUCUCCUAUUCAUCCGUGGUGUGACUCUGCCCGGGGCUGGGGAGGGUCUGAAGUAUUAUCUCCUGCCUCAAAUGGACAAGAUCCUGGAACCUGCUGUGUGGCGUGAUGCAGGGACUCAGGUGUUUUUCUCCUACGCGGUCUGUCAGGGAGUCCUCACCUCUCUGGGAAGCUACAACAAGUACAACAACAACUGUUACAGGGACUGUAUGGCGCUCUGCAUUCUCAACAGUGCCACCAGCAUCUUUGCUGGAUUUGCUGUGUUCUCCGUGCUGGGAUUCAUGGCUCACUCGCUUAACAUGGACGUCAAUACGGUCGUGGAAGGAGGCCCUGGUCUGGCUUUCAUUGCCUAUCCCAAAGCAGUGUCCCUGCUACCCGGGGCCCAGUUCUGGUCUGUCCUCUUCUUCCUCAUGAUUAUAUUCCUGGGUCUGGACAGCCAGUUUGUCUGCGUCGAGAGCCUGGCAACAGCCAUCACUGACCUUUGCCCUUCUACCCUACGGAGGCCGGGCCGGAGGGAAAUUCUGGUGCUGGUCAUCGCCGUAGUCUGCUUCCUACUGGGUCUGCCUCUCAUCUCUGAGAACGGGAUCGUCCUCUUCAGGUUAAUCGACACGUACGGUUCCAGUGGGAUCAGCCUGCUAUUCAUCGCCUGUUUUGAGUGCAUCGUUGUCGCCUGGGUCUAUGGUGCAAACCGUUUCCUUGACAACAUCGAAGACAUGAUUGGCUACCGUCCAUUUCCCCUGGUGCUGAAAUACUGCUGGCUGUUUGUAACACCACUCAUCUGUGCAGUCACCAUGCUGUAUGACGCUCUGACCAGCUCAUCUAUAAAUAUACCUGGGGUAGAUCAAGUCCUUGGGUCCUGGGCCUCCAGAAUGGCGUCCCUCCUCAUCCUCACCCCACUGCUCUGUAUUCCUGUCUUCAUCCUGCCGUCACUGUGGAGGAAUCCUAGAGGAAUGGCCACUCCGUCCCCUGACCUUCGACAGGCCAAGCCACACGAACCCAGGCUUACGUUGUGUAAGCGUGUCAUCAUCAGAGGGCAGGAGAAACCGCCCAGGAUCGACGGGGAGGGAGAUGAGAAGCAGGCCAUUGAGGUCAUUGGCGUCUAGUGCUCAUGACAUCAUAGAACCAUCAGGGUCGACACAGACUUCCAGGUUGGUCUGCAGUAACGCACGAUUCCAUGAAACGUGCUGAAAAGACGACCUGAACGUUUCCAAACACAUAGUUUUCGUGAAAAGGGCUGAGUUGUUAAUUUAAUUAAUUCACGUUAAUUAAUGUAGUACAUCCAAAUAAUUGAAGUUUGAACUGUCUCAAACUGACCCAGGCUGACCAAGCUAAAUGUUAGACUGCAGUGUGUACACAAAAAACGGCCAAUGCUUAUCAUUUCAGGAGCAUUGGAUUGUACAUUUACACCUGCACUUCAGUUUUCAACAGGUUUCUUUUGGUUGUUUCCGGUUUCUUUUUUCGUUUAGAUAUUUUUCUAAAUGUCGUUUAGGGGUUGCUGUUUGAUAGCCAGCCCAAGAAACUUCACAUAUACCUCAUUUAUAACACUUCUAAAAAUGUUUUUACUUGCUCCAUAUACAACGUCCACAAAUAGGAUGAUUAUGUUGGAUUACCUAGUCAUCUUACAUUAAUAGGUUUUCUUAUAAUAGGUAAAUAUAGAAUACAUAUUAGAUCCAUAUUUUAAUAUGAUCAUGCCCGCUGCCUUAUACUGUAUGUCUAAGCCUUUAAAAACAGGGAUCUGCUUAUUGAUCUACAUUUAAACCUCGAAUUAGAUGUAAUACUAACAUCAAAUCAACGUCUGUGGAAACCUCUCUCUAUACGACCUAGCCCAUAAGAGGACAGUUCUUACAUAUUAUCAGGGUUGGGGUCAAUUCAAGUUAGCCAAAAGAAUAAUAUACAAAGCACAUUUCUAAAUAUGUUUUUUAAUUGAAAAGGGUAUGCCUUUUACUUUCUGAUUUGAUUCUAUUAAAGUGUCCUCCAGCUUGUGUCCUGGGGUGGUGCAGUUCUAUGAUAAGGCCUUUGGGCACAUGUACUACUGCAGCAUAGAUUAGAAUCUGACGCGAUGCUCUUUCAGCAAAAUAUUUUAUUAGGUCGUGGAAAUGUAUGUCUUGAAUUGACAUGCUAGAUAAAUAUAAAGAUGUAAAUGACGGAUAUCUGAUGUAUCAUUAAACAUACUUCCAGUUUA
This is a messenger RNA of Esox lucius (northern pike), 3371 nucleotides long. RefSeq names its product sodium- and chloride-dependent GABA transporter 2. NCBI's taxonomy places the organism in Eukaryota, Metazoa, Chordata, Actinopteri, Esociformes, Esocidae. Bases 412 to 2292 code for a protein of 626 amino acids. The transcript has 16 exons. The record is from RefSeq and is a predicted model, not a curated record. Gene Ontology annotation, biological process: sodium ion transmembrane transport. Gene Ontology annotation, cellular component: membrane.